This is a messenger RNA of Penicillium coprophilum, 1182 nucleotides long. RefSeq lists its product as uncharacterized. The record is from RefSeq and is a predicted model, not a curated record. The transcript has a single exon. NCBI's taxonomy places the organism in Eukaryota, Fungi, Ascomycota, Eurotiomycetes, Eurotiales, Aspergillaceae. The coding region runs from base 1 to 1182 and encodes 393 amino acids.
AUGCCUGAACACUCUGGUGAUGGGCACGAUGAUGAAAAUGGGGAGGGAAGAGUCGUUGCCACCACAGGCAUCAUGGCUUUUGAAGAGAAGCUUAAACGCAAGGGGAAAAAGACCGCAUGCUGUGGCUUGCCGGUUUGGACCUUGGUCCUCAUCGGAACCGUGAUGCUCAUUGGAGGAUGCAUUGGAGGUAUCAUUGGGGGUAUUUUGGGAACCAAGAAAGCCGCAGAAGCUACAAAGGAUGACCAAGACGCACAAAAAUCCAGUGCAUUACCAAUAAUCACGGUCACUGCGACUCCUCAGAUGGAUGCAUCCAUGAUAUCAACUCCCACGAAUAUCAAAGAAGUCCCUACCGGCCACUAUCUGGUCCCUUCCGGCUAUCAGAAUGGAUCAGGGCUGUGCGUGGACGAGUCGAAUUAUGGGAAAGCCUGGAAAUGCAUGCAAACGCCUAGCAAAUUUGACAUUUACGUCAGCGAAACAAAAGGGCACCAUUCCAUCGUUUUCGACUAUGGUCCUCCAACCACGACCUUUACAUAUGGUGCCCAGGCGCCAUAUUGGUCUGCUGCACCUACACAAGCAUUGAGUAUGGCGAUCGACACCACUGAUAUUGGCAUGGGCCCUGCUCUGUUCUUCCUGUCGCCCUUCGAUAAGUUGGUCAUUGUCCCUGAGGACACAUUUUCUAAUUCCCUUUCCAAGCGCACAUGGGUGGAAGACGAGUGGGCACAGGCGUCUGCCUACAAGAACCUGAAGCAGACUGCAGAGGUCGGCGACAAGCCGUGGUUUUGUUGGUGGAAUAAUACAAUGAUGGAAUUCUUCUUGUACGUCAACCAGUCGACAUCGUAUUCCUUGAGCUCCACCGCUGCCAUCAACAGCAACAUGCCAGCAAGCACAGCUGGCUUAAGCGCUGACUCCAAACGCGGCGACUCUCCCACCGUUGAUUACCCACGGAGAAUUAAGAUGGAGGAGCGCCGAGAUGACCCAUCGCGCGAAUCUCCCUACUGUCAGCAAAUGCAAAUCCGCAACAACGGGGGUCUGGCACUUCUUUCGGGCAACAUUGUUAACAUCAAAGAGAACGAGCCCACGCCGACUACUACCUACACCAACUAUAACGGUGGCACUGCCCAGACAUACACUGCCAAGGCAUCCUACGCCAGCCCGUGCUACUGUGUGUCUUUGACUGACUAG